This is a messenger RNA of Daphnia pulex (common water flea), 1243 nucleotides long. RefSeq names its product cytosolic 5'-nucleotidase 3-like. The coding region runs from base 124 to 1179 and encodes 351 amino acids. Lineage: Eukaryota; Metazoa; Arthropoda; Branchiopoda; Diplostraca; Daphniidae. Gene Ontology annotation, cellular component: cytoplasm. Gene Ontology annotation, molecular function: 5'-nucleotidase activity; magnesium ion binding. The transcript has 8 exons. The record is from RefSeq and is a predicted model, not a curated record.
ACGGAUUGACGGCUGCAGCAGUCGUCAUGGCAACACUUAUGUAAGCAUCGUCUGCAAUUAGAUAAAUUUGAAGUUGAUUGCUUGAUUUUAGGUUCUCGUUCUCGUUAUCACGUGUCAAGGUGAAUGAGUUUGAGGACACCAACAGUUUUCCAUGUUAUAUCUUCUUUCAGGGUUACUGGGAAACGAAGUAAAUCAAGCCUAAAAGCGACCAAACCCUUCUUAGCAAAGUCCACUGUCACUAAUCAGUUACGUCAACCAUCAAGGAAUAUUUGUAACAUCAAAAUCAUGGACAACCUCAUUUCCUUAAUUCCCAACUUAAAAUUAAGCCAUGUCCAUGUUAAGGAUUGGCAAAAUGUUGGGGACAAAAUUAACAAACUGAUAGCUGGAACCCAUGAUAAAUUGCAAGUAAUUGCUGAUUUUGACUUCACUUUGACCAAAUUCCAUGUAGAUGGAGUAAGGAAGUUAUCUUGUCAUGGUGUUGUUGAAAAUUACUCAAAACUGCCUGACCAUUACAAACUUAAAAGCAAAGAAAUGUUUAACAAGUACUACCCAAUUGAAAUAGACCAACAUAUGUCAGUGGAAGAGAAGAUUCCUCUAAUGAUUGAAUGGUAUGAUGGUGCUCAUGAACUGCUGGAGCAUAGCAAUUUGUAUAAACAUGAUUUUGCUUUAAUGGUCAAAGAAAAUCCAAUAGAGUUCAGGGAUGGAACAUUGCAGUUUAUGAAAGACUUGAAGGCAGCAAACAUUCCUAUUCUAGUGUUUUCAGCUGGUGUAGGAGAUGUCAUUGAUGAAGCUUUACUUGCCAACAAUCUCACACAGGAUAAUGUGAAAGUGAUUUCAAACUACAUGACCUAUAAUACUGAAGGGAAAUUAGUUGCAUUCACUGACAAAUUGAUUCAUAUGUACAACAAAAAUGAGACAUCAAUUCCCCAUUCGUCCACCUACUUCCAAGAUUUAUCACAUCGCCAUAAUGUGAUAUUACUGGGUGACUCGCUUGGCGACCUUCAAAUGUCAAAAGGUGUCGAACCGCCAAGCACCGUUCUAACCAUCGGAUUUCUCAACGAUAAGAUUGAAGAACGUUUGGAGAAGUACAAGGGAGAGUUUGACAUCGUUUUAGUCGAUGACCAAUCCAUGGACAUCCCAGAUGCGAUUCUUAAAUCUGUACUAGCUAACGAAUCUUAAGAAAACUAGAUCUUGUUUCAACUACAUGUAAUGUAAUAAUAAAUAUACAAGUGCAAAAGGUUUA